GUAGUAACUGAAGUAGAAAGUGAUGAUAUUGAAGAAGAGGAAAAUGAAAAUGUAAUUGAUGAACAGUUCACAGAUGAGAAAAUUGUUGACCUUGUUUGCAGUUCAAGAGAAACUGAAGAAAAUGACAUAGAAAAUAAGGAUGAAAGUUCAGAACUUUUACCAGUAUCAAUUAAAGAAGCAACAGAAUCACUUGACAUAUUAGUACGUUUCUUUUUGAAUCAAGAAGGUAAUUAUUCAAAAGAGAUUAGUUUAAUGAAAAUUCAACAUGUAUUGAGAAUAUUGAAGAAAAAGGUGUAUGAGUGGGAUAAAAUGUAA
Messenger RNA from Diversispora eburnea, 315 nucleotides. NCBI's taxonomy places the organism in Eukaryota, Fungi, Glomeromycota, Glomeromycetes, Diversisporales, Diversisporaceae. The record is from the annotation of a GenBank genome assembly.